UAUUUUAAGAUUUUUUAUUUUUAUGGUUCAAUGUUGAUAAAUGUCCCCCACCCCGGUGUGGGCGGGGUCCUGACUAUUUUCUUAGGUAGCCCGUUAAAAUGCCCGAACUCAAAACACUUCUUUUUCCAAGAUGGCGUCGAUGAAGGACAGCGACACCGGCCUGUGGCUUCACAACAAACUGGGAUCCACGGACGAGCUCUGGACGCCUCCGAGCAUCGCUUCUCUCCUCACAGUGUCUGUAAUUGACAACAUACGGCUGUGCUUUUCGAGCUUAUCGCCGCCAGUGAAGCUGAAACUCCUGCUCGGGAUGCUGCAUCUUCCCAGGCGGACCGUUGACGAGAUGAAGGAGGCCCUGUCGGAGAUAAUCCAGCUGGCUACGGUGGAUUCAGAGCCCUGGGUGCUGAUGGUUGCAGACAUCCUCAAGUCCUUCCCAGAGACCGGCUCUCUCAAUCUGGACUUGGAGGAGCAGAAUCCAAAUGUGCAGGAUAUUCUUGGAGAGCUCAGGGAGAAAGUGAGCGAGUGUGAGGCGUCUGCCAUGCUUCCUCUGGAGUGCCAGUACCUGAACAAGAGUGCGUUAACCACUCUGGUGGGACCCCUUACACCCCCCGUCAAACAUUUCCAGCUGAAGAGGAAGCCCAAGAGUGCAACCCUCAGAGCAGAGCUGCUACAGAAAUCCACAGAGACAGCCCAACAGCUGAAAAAGACAGCCGGAGUGCCUUUUCACGCCAAAGGGAGAGGAUUGGUCAAAAAGAUUGAUACUACUACUCCUCUCAAGGGGAUCCCCAAGGCCCCGUUCCGCAGCCCCACUGCCCCCAGUAUGUUCAGCCCUCCCAGUAACCGCACACCUAUUGCUCCUGCACGGACGCCCCUGCGUAAGGAGAGGGGGGUCAAGCUGUUAGAUAUUUCAGAGUUGGAUAUGGUCGGAGCUGGAAGAGAAGCUAAGAGGAGAAGAAAGACUUUGGAAACGGAGGCCGGAGAGAAAGCAGCCAAAGAAGAAGCAGUGGUGGAAAACACCACACCCGACUACGCUGCCGGCCUCGUCUCGGCACAGAAACUGGGGGCGUUGAACGAGAAUCCUCUGCCGUCAACCAGCUACCUUCCAGCCACACCCAGUAUGGUUCCCUCCUCCUCUUACAUUCCCAGCUCCGAGGCGCAGCCAGCGAAUGCUGGUGGUUCGGGACGGGACACGCUGCAGUCGGCUCGCCAACCAGAGGAGUCAGCAACAGCGGGCGCUGGCGCCACCGCCACCUUACCAGGCCAGUACAAACAGAGGACGCCUAUGUACAACGCAAGCAACACGGCGAAUCCCGCAACCCCAACGUCCCCCAGCACGCCGGUCUCCACCCCCGCCAGUAACGGGCCCCCAGCAGCUGCGACUGCCAGCCAACCGGAGACCCCCAUCCAGCCUCCCAGCACACCUCAGACCCCCACCCCAACACCAACCCCUACGGCACCGCAGCCCCAGCCCAAAAAGAAUCUGUCACUCACGAGAGACCAGAUGUACGCUGCCCAGGAGAUGUUCAAGACGGCCAACAAGGUCACCAGACCAGAGAAGGCCCUCAUCCUGGGCUUCAUGGCUGGAUCCAGAGAGAACCCGUGCCCGGAGCAGGGGGACAUCAUCCAGAUCAAGCUGAGCGAACACACAGAGGUUCUGCCCAAAGCCGACGGCACCGGCAGCACCACCAUGCUGGUAGACACAGUCUUCGAAAUGAACUACUCCACAGGACAGUGGACCCGCCUCAAGAAAUACAAACCCAUCACCAACACCUCCUGAGGCGCUUUGCUUACUCAAAAUCACACAUCCAAAAUUUCUUAUCCACUUAAAAAAAACAACAAAAAAAAAAAACAUGUUUACACAAGUAUUUGCUUACACAUUUGGGCCAAAUCAAGCACUGGGCGGGUGAGAGAUCGUCAAGGAGAGAUAAGGCCUCCCUUUUCCUGCACCGCCAAAAUGCAGGACUCUUUGAAGAAUAUUUCUGUACUUUUUGUUUGGUUGUUUCCCUUAACAUUUUUAUUGUUUCAGUUUUUAAGUCACCUCCGAUUCCUGAAUGAUGCUGUGGUCAGGAGGGGUGAGAGUUAUACGAGUCUGAGCGGAGGAAGUAUUCUCACAGCAGGCACCUUUCAACAUUUGUACUGAGGUACAAGCAAGUCACGUGUCCAGAAAGACGAAAAGACAAGCUGUCUGUAUUUUUCUGAAUGAAUGUGAUAUUCGCAGCUUAUCUUUGACCUUUCAGAACAGAAUCAUGAUUAGUGACAAACAGAGAGAACAAUAAUGACAGUCAUCAUAGAGGUGACUAAAACAACGAGCGGUGAAUAGUUCUCAGUACUGUCAAGUUCUGUUUGGAGCCUUCUGGUAGAUUAAUAAUUUUUCAUCCUUUUUCAAAAGAAGGGAAGAAAAUAAAGUGACAACAGACUCCA
Molecule: messenger RNA, 2418 nt
Organism: Siniperca chuatsi (mandarin fish)
Lineage: Eukaryota; Metazoa; Chordata; Actinopteri; Centrarchiformes; Sinipercidae
Gene: nelfa
Product: negative elongation factor complex member A
Exons: 11
Coding region: 131-1774 (547 amino acids)
Biological process (GO): negative regulation of transcription elongation by RNA polymerase II
Cellular component (GO): NELF complex
Source: RefSeq, a predicted model, not a curated record